Talaromyces proteolyticus is the source of this 935-nucleotide messenger RNA. RefSeq lists its product as uncharacterized. NCBI's taxonomy places the organism in Eukaryota, Fungi, Ascomycota, Eurotiomycetes, Eurotiales, Trichocomaceae. The record is from RefSeq and is a predicted model, not a curated record. Bases 121 to 651 code for a protein of 176 amino acids. The transcript has a single exon.
CUGUUCAAAGGACACAUAGAGUAUUACGUAUUAGCGUCCCGCUUCGGCGCAUACAGCAGGCCAAUCCCGUGCCAGACAGGGCCCUGCAGCCCGCCCGAUCCAGACUGCAAGCUGCAGCCAAUGGGGGGCGCAGCCCAUGCCGCCAUCUCUCGAAAACAGACAAACCAGACAAAACAGACAAUGCCUGUGGGGACCUGCUGUUUUGGGUGUCACUGCAUGACCUGCUGCCCACACUCUAUUCACUCCACCCUCAUGUCUACUGCUGCCAAGUCUCUCUUUUGGGCCAUAGCUUCAUGCACCUCCCAAACACAUCGCUGCGACCUGCCCCACUGUGCGCCUGCCUAUUGGCCGGCCGCUGUGCCUGUGAAGUGGCCACUGCCGUCGGAUUCGUCUUCCUCGUCCCUAUUUCCACGCAACAUACUGUCCGCCGUGCAUGAACGAAUAUUGGCUGCCAUUGUUGCUAUCCAAGUCGUCAGUGUCAAUAACAAUAACAACACAACACUAGAGAUCGUUGCCGCGAUCGUCCAGUGUGCCGGUGUUGCACAUGCACAGCAGAUCCCCCUAGAUAGUCGACACCGUGGCCAAUUCAUCGACUUGUUGCAUCAUACCAUUCUCGCCAACCUGAUAAUUGAGGAUAAGCAUCCGCAAUAAUCAGACCAUGGGCAUCGAACAGCCUAGGUUGGGGGCAACCACGGCCAGGGAGAACCUUCUGGGCGAGGCAGCGGAUCUGGAAGCUUCGAACAGGGAGGCGUGCGUGCGUGCUCGGGGCUGCCCAGUAUGCGUAGCGCCGGUCCCUCGGGCAUGCCGCCCUGAAAUUGUGAAUGCGAAUGCGAAUGCUGAUGCCUCUGGUGGGGACCAUUCUGUCAUACGUCGCGUAGUUAUGCAGUGCACGAGGAUAGCAUCUAAACGGCACGCACCUGCAGCGCCUACCAACA